Messenger RNA from Schistocerca cancellata (South American locust), 2749 nucleotides. Its product is annotated as THAP domain-containing protein 1-like. Bases 139 to 996 code for a protein of 285 amino acids. The transcript has 3 exons. Lineage: Eukaryota; Metazoa; Arthropoda; Insecta; Orthoptera; Acrididae. The record is from RefSeq and is a predicted model, not a curated record.
GUGGUUGUAGUCUGAUGUGUCAUGUAGUGUUGUUGUUUGUGAAGACCCUGAUUCAACGUUCUAUAUUUGUUGGGGCGUACAUACAGUAUUUGUUACCCCUAAUUCUAAUGUCUGUACGUUCCAAUCAAAAGAAGUACAAUGGUGAAGAGUUGUGCAGCGAUGAAUUGUACAAAUAAAUUCGAGAAAGGAACGAAUAUUACAUUUCACAGGUUUCCUUUCUCAAAACCACAGCUGUUCCAAAAAUGGUUACACGCUGUCAGGAGGCAAGAUUUCCGACCGACAGAAUACCAUUUUAUAUGUUCCGAUCAUUUUGAAGAAAGUUGUUUCCUUGCAAAUUACGUAAAUCGCAGAAAGCUGAAAGACGAUGCUGUUCCAUCCAUCUUUCGUUUUCCAAACCAUGUACAGCAGAAGAGAAAUACACCACGUACCUCAAAAACUUCUACUAAAGCAGCUAGUUCCACUGCCACAGCUGAACAAGAAAUGGAAGCAGAACCCACAACAAGUACUUGUAGUGUUAACAACGAUCACAUUUAUUCGCUGCAAAAAAGUCCAAGGAUGUACAAAAGACAGUGUAGUGAAACAAUAGAAAAGAAGGAUUGUGUGAUUAGAAGCAUACGAAAACAAUUGUAUGGAAAGAAAGUGAAGUGUGAAAGACAAGAAGAGAAAAUAAAGUGUUUAAAGGAGCUUGUGACUGAUUUGCAAGCCAAAAACUUAAUCAGUGAGAGAACUGCUGGCCUAAUUGAGGAGACUUUUUCCGAUGUCUCUGUAGAAUUAUUUAGGAGAAUGUUUUCUAGCAAGAACACUGAAUACUCUGAAAAACUGAAAUCAUUUUCAUUAACUUUGUAUUUUUAUUCUCCAUGUGCAUAUGAAUACGUGCGUAAAUCAUUAGACUUAGCUUUGCCACAUCCAAAUACACUAAGAUGUUGGUACAACUCUGUAGAUGGAAAGCCAGGGUUUACUGCUGAAGCAUUUUCAGCAAUUUCAGAAAGAGUAUAGCGGGUAAAUGGUGAUGUUUACGUUUGUUUAACAUUUGAUGAAAUGUCGAUUAAAAAAAGACUAGACUGGGAUGGGAAUCAGUUCAUUGGUUAUGUUGACAGAGGUUUUGGGGUUCAGAAUGAAGAGUUAGUGGAAGCCAAAGAAGCAUUAGUGCUUCUUGUUGUGGGUGUAAACACUAAUUGGAAAAUCCCAAUUGCAUAUUUUUUAGUGAAUAGCAUGUCCUCUGAAGAAAAGUUUGGUGUGGUGCAGAAUGCACUCAGACUCUUGCACGAAGUUAAUGUGAAGUGUGUGGGCCUCACAUUUGAUGGUCUAAACACUAACUUGACACUUGCCUCAAAACUAGGAGCAGUUAUAAAUGUUAACCAUUUGCAGCCUUACUUUUUGCACCCCAGUACUGCUGAAAAAGUAUUUACAUUGCUUGAUGCCUGUCAUAUGUUAAAAUUAGUAAGAAAUUUAUUUUCAGAUAUGAAAGUGAUGAUAGAUGUGCAUGGAAAUGUCAUCAAGUGGGAACACAUAGUUGCAUUAGAAAAAUUACAGUGUCAGGAGGGCCUAGUUUUGGGUAACAGAUUGAAAAGAAAUCAUGUUACAUUUCAGAGACAAAAGAUGAAAGUAAAAUUAGCUGUACAAGUGCUUAGUUCCUCAGUUUGUACAAGCCUAAGGUACUUAAGUGAAGACCUACAACUUGAUACCUUUGAAGAUGCUAAAGGUACAGCAGAUUUUUGUGAAAUGUUUGAUAGGCUAUUUGACAUUUGCAAUUGCAAAAGUCCAUUAGCAGUUGGUUACAAAUCUGCUUUAAGGGUCUCAAACAAACCCAUCUGGGAGCCUUUUCUAUCAAAGGCAGAGUCUUAUUUAUUGGGAUUGAAAGAUAUUACUGGAAAAGAGAUCUAUAAGACACAGCGUAAAACGCCAAUAAUAGGAUUCUUAUGCAUCAUUCACAGUAUUAGGGGGCUGUUUGUUGAUCUUGUUGAGACUGAUUACCUCAAAUAUUUGUUAAUGUAUAAAUUCAGCCAAGAUCAUAUAGAGAUGUUUUUCUGCAUGAUACGAGGUAGGUUUGGUUGGAAUAAUAAUCCUUCUGCUUUGCAGUUCCAUUCUGCUUACAGGCAACUAUUAGUGAGGAAUGAGAUAAAAUGUAAAAGCACUGGGAACUGUUCAUCAGAAUCUGUAACUCCAUUAUUGUCUUGGAAAAAGGAUAUGUUUCAAGAAAUAUGGUUUGAUCCCGUUAUAUUUUCAAAAAGUGGAGUGAAUGAUAUUGAUAUAGGCCUUGUAUCUGACUUGAAUGAAAAUUGGUCUCACAUACCAGACCAUGACUAUAUUCAGUCACCCUCCAUCCUGACAGAAUAUUCAGAAAAUAUUGUAGUGUACAUAGCUGGCUAUGUUGUGCAGCAUUUGAAAAAUGUUGUAAUGUGUUCAACAUGUGUUUCUUCCCUUUUUGGAACUUACGAUGAUUUAAUGUAUAACAAGUUUUUAAGAAGGAAAAAUAAUGGAGGUUUGACAAUACCUUCACAUAGUGUUGUAAUAAUAUGUUCUCAGUGCGAAAUUAUUUUAAGAGAAAUACAAGCUGUAAAUGGAGGAAAGCCACCUAGAGGCAAUGUUAAACUUGUAGUGGAAAUUAAAGUAUUGGAGAAACUACAGCACUCCAGUGUAUUUGAAGAAUUAAAUGUCCAUGCCAGAGACAAUUUACUGCCAGAAAAUCAUAUUGUACUACUAUUAAGGGCCAUAAUUUCAUGUUAUAUGAAAAUCAGAUUGCAUCAUG